Messenger RNA from Xyrauchen texanus (razorback sucker), 2975 nucleotides. RefSeq names its product major facilitator superfamily domain-containing protein 8-like. The transcript has 12 exons. Gene Ontology annotation, molecular function: transmembrane transporter activity. The record is from RefSeq and is a predicted model, not a curated record. Gene Ontology annotation, biological process: transmembrane transport. Gene Ontology annotation, cellular component: lysosomal membrane. Lineage: Eukaryota; Metazoa; Chordata; Actinopteri; Cypriniformes; Catostomidae. Bases 255 to 1832 code for a protein of 525 amino acids.
CAUGCAUGUCUGUUUGUCGCUGCUCAUGUUUGAUUGAAAUUUGCGCUGAAUCACCAACACAUUCGGACUUCAGACAGCGCGUGAAACAAGGCUGAAUUACUCCUAACACUAGUCUGCUAAUAACAGUUCAAAUGGAAAUAUUAUAUAGAAGCCUGAAUGCGUUUCGAGAUCUGGGUUGUGCAACCCCAGUGAGCUUGCAAACAUUAACUUGAUUACAAGGAUCAUGUCCAUGUAAAAGCGCCUUCUCGUCUUCCAUGACCGUCGUGACGUCGUUUAAUUUUCCGAGCGGCUUUAAGUCACUAACAAUGUCACUUUUGGAGUCUGAAGAAAGUACCCCUCUUCUCAGAGACGAUAAUGCAAGGGAUAAUGAUGCAGACAGAAGCCGGUGGAGGUCCAUCAGGGUCAUGUACUUUACCAUGUUCCUUAGCAGCGUUGGUUUUACGAUUGUCAUCACUUCCAUAUGGCCCUAUCUGAAGAAUAUAGAUGACACUGCAGACACCAGUUUCCUGGGAUGGGUGGUUGCAGCAUAUAGUUUGGGUCAGAUGGUGGCUUCACCCCUCUUUGGGUUGUGGUCCAAUCACAGGCCUCGGCAGGAGCCUCUAGUCUGCUCUAUAUUCAUCAAUAUCUCGGCUAACAUUUAUUACACCUAUGUCUACCUCCCUUCCUCGCACAACAAAAUUCACAUGCUUUUGGCUCGUACUUUGGUGGGCUUUGGAGCAGGUAAUGUAGCAGUCGUGAGAUCGUAUGUGGCAGGUGCCACUUCCUUGAAGGAGAGAACCAGUGCAAUGGCUAACAUGAGUGCUUGCCAAGCUCUCGGCUUUAUACUUGGCCCAGCCCUACAGGCUGCUUUGUCAUUCAUCGGAGAGACUGGUAUCAGUGUGAAUGCUAUCAAGCUUCAGAUUAAUAUGUACACUGCUCCAGCACUGCUGGCUGUCUGCUUUGGGGUCAUUAACAUUCUGCUUGUUGUCCUAGUCCUGAGGGAACACGACGUGGAUGACCAUGGGAGGGAAAUCCGUGUAAUUAACUACACGUCAGAAGAGCAAGUGCCUGUGGUUCCUGAGGUAGAAGGUGAUAUUGAUCAGAUCGCAGUGCUCACAUCUAACAUCCUUUUCUUCAUUAUUCUCUUUAUUUUUGCAGUCUUUGAAACUAUAUCUACCCCACUGUCAAUGGACAUGUUUGCAUGGACAAGAACAAAUGCCGUUUUGUAUAAUGGCAUCAUAUUGGCUGCCAUUGGCUUUGAGUCCGUCCUUGUCUUCCUGGUGGUCAAGGUAGUUUCAGCAUGGGUAGGUGAUCGACCACUCCUCCUUGGUGGUUUGAUUGUCAUAUUUGCUGGUUUCUUUAUGUUGUUACCAUGGGGAAGUCAAUAUCCUAAAAUACAAUGGGCAGAUCUUCAAAAUAACACUAUGCCAGCAGUAAGAUUGGCCCCCAACCCAGCCUCUAAUUCCUCAUUGGAGCCCACUGGAUGUCCUUCUGAACAAACCUGGUGCCUGUUUACCCCUGUGAUUUAUCUUGCACAGUACAUCACCUCUGACAUCCUAAUAGGAGUGGGUUAUCCGACAUGCAACGUCAUGUCCUACACUUUAUACUCAAAGAUUCUGGGCCCCAAACCUCAGGGAGUUUACAUGGGCUGGCUGACAGCAUCUGGAAGUGGUGCACGGACACUUGGGCCUGUGUUUGUCUCUUAUGUCUACACCAUUCUGGGACCCCGAUGGGCCUUCAGUAUCAUCUGUAUCAUAGUACUUGCUGCAAUCAUUCUCCUCAUUGCUAUGUAUAAAAGACUAAUUGCCUUCUCUGUACGCUAUGGAAGGUUGGAGGAAUGUCAAAAUAACUGAGAGGUGCUUCUAAUUACUACUAAAGGACCAUUCAGAGAAGUGGGCCUAUUGCCAUGAGGUUGAGUGACUUAAAACUUUAAUGUUAGUGCAAGAUUACGAGCCACUAAUAUGCUUAUGAAUACUCCUUUCAUAGGCUAUUGUAUAAAAUGUAGAAUUUUUACAGCAUCAUUGUGAUUCUAAAGGGGUUUACAGAGCUUUCCAAUGUAAAUAUCUUAACUUUAUAUACUCUAUAUAUGCUACAAUUUCCAGUGUUACUGGAAUUAAAUUACUACUGGAGUAGCAUGGUCUACUCUAGAUCUUCUGUUACCACUUUUAAGAUAGUGUCCGGGUUUGUAUUUCCCUCUCACACAUUGUACGACACAUGCAGUUGUUUAAUUGAAUGUUUUAUGGAGUAUGAAGUAUUUUGGUUUUAAUAAUUUUUAAUAACUUGAUUUUUUUUCUGCCAUUGUAAAAUGUUAACCGAUAUGUCAGCUGAUUUCUUUAAAUGACUGUACACUGAAACAAAUGUUAGCUGGAAUAGUUUUUAAUAACACUAGGCAUUGUAUAUAGCUCUACAUUUUGGAAGGAAAAAGGUACAAGUAUACCCGGUAAUGAAGAAAGACAUCUUCACUGAUUAGAAGCAACUUCAAGACUAUUUAUAAUUCAAGCCAACUGAAUAAGUAAGAAAUAGUUUGUUUUUGUGGUUAAAUAAGCACAAUAUGAAUAUUUCUAGAAACUGACAAAAAUGUUGCUUUUAAAAGCCGAAAACUCUCAAUCCUUUAAGGCAUUACUUUCUUUUGAAAAAAAUAAAAGAUUAAAUGUUCAUUUAUAGAAAUCUAUCUUUUUCCAUUAAAGACAAAAUGUGACAUUUACAUUUUUGUAUAGACCAUAGUAAUUAUAUUCAAAGGUUUUAUCUGCAGGUUGCAACUGUUUAAGCUGAGUAUGCUGGAACAAAGCUUCUUUGAACAGUUACACAGACGCUGUUGAUUUGGUUGUUCACACAUGUUAGUUAGGAUGUGGGAUGAGCUUGCAAUUUGGUAGUUUGCCUAACCAGAGCAGAGACGAUAUACAUGAAACAAAAUGUUAGUUUAACACUUAAGCUCUCAUUUCACACUUUGUGAUCUCACUGUGUGAUAUUUGAUGCAAUUUUUGGUGAGCUGCAAA